Messenger RNA from Durusdinium trenchii, 2097 nucleotides. The record is from the annotation of a GenBank genome assembly. Lineage: Eukaryota; Dinophyceae; Suessiales; Symbiodiniaceae.
AUGACGAAGUUGAUGGACCGAUGGAAUGAUCACAUUCACCAAGAUCUCCUGCCCAAGAGUGGCAGUUUCCAUCUGUACGGUGGUGGUCCGGCCGAAGAUGAACUUUUCGUGCAGUUCCGUCGCGGCUUCGCGGAGCGCGCGCGCCGCGCGCUGCCGUGGCGCUCGAUGCUGGGAAGGGUGAAGAUCGUGAUCAUCAGUUGUGGCUAUAGACCAGAUGAUCUUUGGGAUGAGUUGGGAGAUGUGACUGAAGUCUCUCUCCAAAGCAGAGCGGAUGCGGACUCGGCUCACGUGUCCAGUCUCAUCGAUGCUGCUCAGUGCGUUUGGUUCACGAGUGGCGACCAGAGCUGCCUGCGGGGUGUCCUGCGCGGCACGGCUCUGGAGAAGGCGCUGCAGCGGCUCCUGCAGCGCCACGGCGCUGUGGGCGGCACCGCGGCAGGGGCGUCCGUGCUGUGUGCACUUUGCCCCAACUUUGACGAGAUCAUGGAAGGGCUGGACCUGAUCCAAGGUCUAGCGCUGAGCCACCUCCUCCGUCGGCAACGGCAGCACCGCCUCCGGGCCAUUUGCGAUUGCUUCCGCCCCGCUUGGGGUUUGGGCUUGGACGAGGGUGCCGGCUUGGUCCUGACGCCCAAGAAGCUCCAGGUCAGCUGCUGGUCCCCAGUGCUGAUGGUACGUCAUGUGGAUGACGAAUGUAUGGCAGCUCUUUUACCCCCUGGUUUUCAGGGAAAUCUGCAGGAGUUGCAGCGCCGGAUGCGGCCGUUUGGAAGCAUCAACUGGGCGCCUGAAGUGGCGAUAGCACGAGGCGAGGAGAUGUGGAGCGUUCAGUGGUGCUCGAAGAAGGCGUUGGCAGAUGGACCCAUCGAUGAGGUGCAAACGAACGCGACCUUCGAAGAUGUCCACUGCCACCACUUCCUCAGCUGGAAGCUGCCUAUGGAGGACGCAUGCGAUGCUCUUUGUUUCAGCAGCCAUUCAUACCUGUCCAUCUCUUUUGACUUGGAUGACUUGCCCUUGUUGUGCUGCCUCUCGCUGGUGUACCGCACGGGUGAAGGUGGGCAACCAGAGGGAGUGGAGAUCCUUUUGAAUGGCCACCUGGUGAACGGUGAUCAGACUCAGCUCGUGGUCUUGCCCUACAAGUUCGUGGCGAACAGCUUGAUCAUCCCCAUGGGCACCCUCCGCCUCGGCCAGAACAUGCUUCGCGUGGUGGCGUCUUCCGACGUCAAGUCGCAAUCGUGGAGCUUACUUUCGGGUCAAGCAGAGCUGCGGACCCCACGCAGGAGAAGGAGCUCUGAGUCGCCCAGCUCCACUCCACGUUGGGGUUACCUCCAUCGAGGAGGUCCAGGGGAUGAUUUGAGUGAGGUCGAGGAGCCAGUGCGGCUGAACAUCUAUGACCUCGGGAAGAGCAAUACGGUGCAGAACCUCAACGGCUGGCUGAAGCCGGUAGGCAUUGGAGCCUUCCAUUGCGCUGUCCAGGUCUAUGGCGUUGAAUGGAGCUAUGGCCGUUCGGAGGAAGGACCACAGGAUCCGCAACAAACUGGAGUCUGGAGCUGCCUCCCUCGCAUGUGUGAAGACCACACCUUUCGCGAGGUGGUCGCCAUGGGAAGUAUCUCCAUGUCAGAAGACGAAACAGUAGAGCUGAUCUACAGCCUGGCGGAGGACUGGCCCAUGUCCGACUAUGACCUCCUGAAUAAGAACUGCUGCCAUUUCUGUGAGGAGCUAUGCCAAUCCCUUGGUCUUGGGCCGUUGCCGAGCCGAGUGAAGAAAUUGGCUGGCUUGGGUGCCACCUUGAACGAAACUGCUGUAGUGGCUGCAGACCAAGUCUACCAGGUGGCCUCCAAAGUGAAGUCCGACCUCGUAGGCGCUGGUUAUGUCGCGACCACGCUGGCAGUUUCUGCUGUGAACGGCCUGUCGAACCGGCGGAGCCGCACUGAGCUGGAUGGAAAAAGGGGCUCCAUUCAGCGUGAUCGAUGCGAAGCGAAGUGGAGUGGGAGAUUGGAGGAUGUCAUUUGUUGCUGGUUUUUUUUGCUUCCGGAUGAAGGGAUGACGUGCAGGUGCAAAAAGUCUUCUAGACCAUACCAAACACGAGCAUAUGAGGAUAUUUAG